Messenger RNA from Aegilops tauschii subsp. strangulata, 711 nucleotides. Lineage: Eukaryota; Viridiplantae; Streptophyta; Magnoliopsida; Poales; Poaceae. The record is from RefSeq and is a predicted model, not a curated record.
AUGGACUGCAUCUUCCAGUUUGGGGACCAAUUGGCCAUGCAAGUAACCACCCUGUUAUGGUGUAUCUGGACGGCAAGAAAUAAAUUCAAUGCUGGUGAAAGUGCCCCCACGGCUGAUGCGGUUGCAGCUAAUUGCAGCCUACAUAUCCUUCAGUUUACUGAACACCUGAAGGAUGGGAACCAAACCAAAACAAACAGGAGGUGCAGGUGGUCACCGCCACCAUCAGAUUUCAUUAAGAUUAAUUUUGAUGGUGCUUACUCAGGCAACACACGAGAGGGAGGAUGGGGUUUCUGUGCAAGAACUGAGGAAGGUUCAGUCUGGGAUGCAGGCAUAGGCCGACUGACUCAUCUUUCUGACGCUCUCCAAGCUGAAGCUGUUGCUUGUUUGCAGGCGAUUCAAUUUGCCCGAGAUGCUGGAAUGAGCCGGGUCAUCUUUGAAACUGAUUCUACAAAUUUAAAGGAUGCCCUAUGUAGCAAUGUAUACGAUCUCUCACAGCACGGUACUAUCUUUAGGAAGGCCAAGUAUAUGCUGUCUACUAGUUUUAUUGAGUACAAAGUUGUAUCUUGUGUCCGCGAAUGUAAUAGUGUUGCUCAUAAAUUAGCGGGUCAGGGUGCGUCUAUGGAACCUGGUGCUCAUAUGUUGUGGUAUGGUACGGUUCCAGACUUUGUAAUCUCUGAUGUAGCCAGCGAGUAUGUUGUGCUAGGUGGUUAA